Molecule: messenger RNA, 3442 nt
Organism: Osmia lignaria (orchard mason bee)
Lineage: Eukaryota; Metazoa; Arthropoda; Insecta; Hymenoptera; Megachilidae
Gene: MED26
Product: mediator complex subunit 26
Biological process (GO): regulation of transcription by RNA polymerase II; positive regulation of gene expression
Cellular component (GO): mediator complex; nucleus; core mediator complex
Molecular function (GO): transcription coregulator activity
Source: RefSeq, a predicted model, not a curated record
UUGCCUAGCAGUAUGAGGCGGCGUGGGGCUAGGGACGAUGCAUGGGCUGCGACUAGGAGGCACUUGGGAGGUAGGGAGGGCAUGCGAGCAGAGCACAGUUCAGUAGUCGCCAUUGCAAGUCCCCCGUGCUCUCGUAUUCGUGACACUCGGACGCGUGGAGCCGAUUUUACGCUAACCUAAUCUCCCCGCGAGGGCCCUAAGUGUGCCCCCCCGAUGCAGAGAUAUUGCACCGAGCUCACCGAAAGAUUGUUGAAAUCUCUUGAUAAGGAAUACAAUGUCAUCGACAUGGGAGCUGUUGUGGAUGUCAUUACGGCCCUGGAAAAGACGGCGAUCACAAAGGAGGUACUUGAGAUUACAAGACUUGGAAAGUAUAUUAAUGAACUUCGACGAAAAACAAAUAACGAUGCCUUGGCUAAACGUGCGAAGGAUUUGGUACGACGUUGGCGCGAUAUGGUUCUGCCUUCUGCUCAUUCUACUCCACAACCGACACCAGCUGAUACAGCACCACCAGCUCUUAACGGAGCCAAGCCACAUAGUCCUGCGUUAAGAUGUUUAAAGCCGCAAAGUCCAGCAUUGAGAGGUGUGGUGGUCCCUCCUCAAAGUCCAUUGUUGAGGGAUACCACUCCGCUCAGAGUGCUUAGCCCAGUUUUAUCAGUGCAUAGUGAUCAUUCGCAUUCUCCUAACGCAUCGUCAAAUAAGCAGUCAAUUACAGUGACCAGCAACCACAGAACAAGUUCUGAUGUGCCACCCACGCUUGGUUCUUCGAGCCAACAUCAUCCAAUGGAAGCAGUGCCACGAACUCACAGUUCAAACAAACGUCUUCGAAAAGAUGAUUUUAAGGACCAACCUAGUUAUCAACAUCAUGAUUCAGACUCAAUCACCGAAAGUGAAUCCUUGGUUAAAAAGCAACGUCUAAACGGCGAGAAUAUAAGUGGUAAUUUAAAUUUGCAAGUGCCUAGCCCCACAUUUAAAGAAAGAAUCUCUGAUCAGUUUAUGGAGUCUUCCACCGAUCCUGACGAUUCAGGACCAAAGAAACGUGGUAGAAAGAAAGGCAGUAAAUCCAUGAAGAAGCCACCAGUCUUAGAGGAUCGUGUAAAAGAAAAACUAGCUAGUAUCUCAAGAAAUCCUAAAUUAAAGACAACCCAAGAAUUGCUGGCUGAUCUACGGGCACGCGGCACCAAUUCUAGCGUUAAUUCAAGUGCUCUACCUAGUCAAAGUGUAGAAUCAUCCGGCAUGGAAGAUAUUCUGAGAAGUAACAAUGAACAAGUAUCAAAGUUCCUUCGUUGUCCUCAGAACAAUGUAUCCCAUAGAAAUACAGUUUCUGAAGCGUCGCCAGAAAGUCGGUUGAAGCCAACGGAAAACUGUCACGACGUACCAUCUAAGUGCGAGGAAUCAGGUGUAGUGUACAAAGAAAAAUCAGUUGCAACUUUUCAAAAAAGCCAAUCAGAGCAGUGUAAAGAGUUAACGGUCGAGGAAAUACUGGCCAAGUUACCACCUAUAGAUCCGAGUUCGAUCGACUGGAGUGAGUGUGAUACUGAAACGACAGAGGAUCAAAAUAGUACUGAAUAUCCACCUAGACAAGUUACAGCUGAAGACAUAGAAAGGUUACAUUCACAGUGCGUUGAAGGACUGAACGGAAACUUCCAACCAAAACUAUCGUCUUUAACUUCUUGUAACGAAAUACAGGAUACGAACGAAGGAGUAUCAGAAAACAAUGGUGUAAACAAUGUGUAUAGCCAAAAUGGCGAAGAGUUUCGAGAAUGGCAUCAGAUGCUAGCAAGGCCCAGUUACGAUGGCCAGAUCCUCCACAUAUUGCCUUAUGUUAUUAUUGAUUAGUAAUUUUAUUAUCUUAUCCUAUUAUUAUUCUCUCAAACUUGUGAAGAUUCCCUGCAAAUAUUAAAGGGAUUGAUCGAUGAUCAAUCUAUUAAACCAAUUUCUAUUGCAACAUUAUGAUUGCUCUUUAUUUCUAUAAAUGUACACGUUACUACCACCCUUGUCAUCACAUAAAGACUCCCAUUAUUAUUCAGUGAAGUAAUUAGAAUUUUUCAACGAGUCAAUCAGAGUCUCGCUAUAUAGAAAUAACUGGAAAUCAUUUCUAAUAUAUGUAUAAUAAUUACUAUUGCUGACAACAUUCUUCGUUGUUGCAAUGGUUAAUUGCUUUGUCAGUAAUGAUCGUUUUACUAUUAUGAUUAUCGUCGUUGUCAUCAUUGUCAUCCUCAUCGCCAUCGUCGUAAUUAUUGUUAUUGUUGUUAUUAUUCUUGCUGCUAUUAUUACUAUUAUCAUUUUCAUUAUUAUUAUUAUUAUUAAUUAUUAUUAUUAUUAUCAUCAUUAUUCAUUGACACUGGAAGCAUUUCUUAUACAGAACUGAAUACUUUGAAUGAUCAAAAGACAUAAUAAUGGGCCUCUGAGAUAUUGUGUACCUCUAAUGUCUGUAACAGUGUAUCUAUGUUCAAAUCUCGUAUGCUUCUUUUUGAUAUUACUGACUAUACUCUAAACAUUAGGAAAAUUAAUUCAAGAUUUAUGAACAAAAUUUACACGGUUAUUUAUGUCAAACAAAUACACUGUUAAUGAAACAAUAAUGAUUUUAUUUAUCUGGUGAAAGAUAAUAAAAAUAAAAGGGAGGCAUAAAAUUCAAAUCAAAUAGCGCAUUUUGGCCUAUACGUAGGAGGAAAGAAAAAUUACUUUAAAAAUUAAGUAUUAAAACCAAGGGUCACUUCAUUUAUCGUGAAGUAUCAUUUCGUUUGUUGAAACAAAUAUUAUUUUAAGAUAUUCUCGAGGGAUGAUGUUGGAGGUGGAAAAAAAAAAAAUAAUAAUAAUAUAAAGAAUAAUUAUGGCAAAAGGUAUGGUCGUACCACGCAAAGAUAAUGCUAUAAUAAUUCAGAUGCUUAUCGAUAUGAUAUUUUGUUUAUGGAUUUAAAAUAUUUAUUAAAAUGUACAGAAACCAUCACUUGAAUAUGAAAACUAAUUUUUUGGGCGUGGUAAAAGUAGUCAAACCGAAUAUAACGGGGCCUUAAUUAAAGUUUAAAAGUAAAAAAAUGAUAUUUGUCUAAUAAGGUAUUAUGUUGCAUAUAACUUGUAGCAAAGGUAACACGACUCGAGUCUGUUAUCAAUUUUUCUAUCUCAAUUUUAUUUAUACCACAGCAAAAUGAAAGUGAACGAUUGAAAUGGACUUUUGUUUUAAGAAAUUCAAGAAAAAUCAGAAUCGUAUUGACGGGGAAAAAAUGCGUUAUGUGCAAUGUCCAGCGUUCCAGUGCAACGUUUUUUAUUUUUCUGUUUUUAAAAAAAUAAAAUAAGACAUUUAGUUAUUUGAAAAUAUGUAAAUACUUGUAUCGCUCGAAAUUCCAAAGCACUGGAACCAAAAUAUACUAACAUUUUCUGUAAUAACCAAAUAAUAUUGUGUUAUGUAAAAAAAAAGAAAACAACAAAAAAAAAAAACAAAAAA